This is a messenger RNA of Iphiclides podalirius (scarce swallowtail), 363 nucleotides long. The record is from the annotation of a GenBank genome assembly. Lineage: Eukaryota; Metazoa; Arthropoda; Insecta; Lepidoptera; Papilionidae.
AUGUUUUUACAUGGGCAUUAUGCUGCGGGCACGUGUUCGCGACAUUCAGCCAGAAGACGGGACGGCUGUUUUCCGUGUAUUUUCUGCUUGGCCGGAGUGGAGCGGCGGGCGGCGGGGCGGGGCGCGGCGGGGGCCGACAGAUGCGCCGCGCAGCGCCAUCUCUCGGCCUCCGCGCGGCCGCCAGGUGCGCCGGCCGCGCCGGGGCCGCCACCCGCCCUCAGUUCGCCGUCACGCACCGCCGCGAUCACACGUCAUCACGGCUGCCGAACGCGGGCCGCACGCGACGCGCGCGUUUCGAACGUAGUGCACGAUACGAUACCAUACUACUCGCGACCGGUUCCCGCGGCCGAUGCGCGCGACCAG